AUGUCAAAGGCGGCCAGUGAUAUGCCUCAAUCGGCGGAGACCAAGAUCCCGGCCGAGCUCCCUGCGCCGCUUACUUCGACCAACACCUCUCCCAGGUUCUCUGCCAAUGAGGUAACCGUGAUCUUCGUGCUGGGAGGGCCGGGCAGCGGGAAGGGGACACAAUCGGCCAAGCUCGUCAAGGACUAUGGCUUUUCUCAUCUUUCGGCUGGUGAUCUGCUGAGAGCCGAGCAGGACCGCAAGGGAAGCCAGUAUGGCGACUUGAUUCGGAAUAACAUUCGUGAGGGGAUCAUCGUACCCAUGGAAAUCACCGUCACUUUACUCUCCAACGCCAUGGCUGCAAUUCUCGAAAAGCAGAAGGACGACGAAAAGGUGCAGUCUACGUCACGAUUCCUUAUCGACGGAUUCCCCCGCAAGAUGGAUCAAGCUGUCUAUUUUGAAGAGACCGUCUGCCUGUCUGCUGCGACGUUGUUCCUCUCCUGCCCCGAAGACGUGAUGUUGAAUCGCCUAUUAAAGCGCGGAGAGACCAGCGGACGCGACGACGAUAACAUCGAGUCUAUCAAGAAGCGGUUCCGUGUCUUCGAAGAGACCAGCAUGCCGGUUGUGAAUCAUUAUGAGAAGAUGGGCAAGGUCAUGAGCGUUUCUGCUGUUGGCACUGAGGCGGAGGUGACAGCUCGCAUUCAAAAGGAGAUCGAGAGCCGUGGUAUCUUGCCUAUAAAAGGAAAUUAA
Messenger RNA from Arthroderma uncinatum, 726 nucleotides. RefSeq names its product adenylate kinase. Lineage: Eukaryota; Fungi; Ascomycota; Eurotiomycetes; Onygenales; Arthrodermataceae. Gene Ontology annotation, biological process: 'de novo' pyrimidine nucleobase biosynthetic process; CDP biosynthetic process; UDP biosynthetic process. The coding region runs from base 1 to 726 and encodes 241 amino acids. Gene Ontology annotation, molecular function: UMP kinase activity; ATP binding. Gene Ontology annotation, cellular component: nucleus; cytoplasm. The transcript has a single exon. The record is from RefSeq and is a predicted model, not a curated record.